AAACGGAAGACUUGGAGAGCCCGACUCGAACCGAACAAGGCUCCUGUAGUCUAAAUGCACUCAACCGAACACGACGGAACACCGGGACACACCGCGACAUACUCUCACAGCCGACGACUGGGGGAGACCAUGUGAAGAUCUUCGGUUGUCACCAGUCAGCAGAAACCGGGAAAGAUGGCGAAGAAAGCGGCUGGCGUGCUCCUCGCCCUGGCUUUGCUGGGCUUUUUCUUCCUCGAUGUGUCGGUGAAAGGAGAGUUACAGGAGGUGGAGGAGGAGGCGGAGGAGGAGGAGAGGUCCUGUCAGGGCGCCUUCGACCUCUACUUUGUCCUGGACAAAUCUGGCAGUGUAAAGAAUCACUGGAUAGAGAUUUACUCAUUUGUUGAGCAGGUGGCAGAGAAAUUUAUCAGCCCCAUGCUGCGAAUGUCCUUCAUUGUCUUCUCCACAAAAGGAACCAUCAUCCUGAAACUGACGGAGAAUAGGGAAGCCAUCACUGGAGGCUUGACAUCCCUGAGGAAGGUUGUCACUGGAGGAGACACAUUUAUGAACUUAGGUCUGGAGAUGGCUAAUAUGCAGAUACAUCAAGAGAAGCGCGGCACAGCCAGCGUCAUCAUCGCUCUAACGGACGGGGAACUGAAUGAGUGGCAGUUUGACACAGCUCAACGAGAGGCUGAAAGGGCCCGGUCUAUGGGAGCCAUCGUUUACUGUGUAGGGGUCAAAGAAUUCAACGAGACCCAGCUUGCAACUAUUGCAGAGGGUGUGGACCACGUGUUUCCUGUAUGGGGAGGCUUCCAAGCCCUGAGGGAAAUCACUGACUCGAUCAUCAAGAAGUCCUGCAUUGAGAUUCUAGCCGCAGAGCCGUCCAGCGUGUGUGCAGGAGAGAGUUUCCAGGUGGUGGUAAGAGGCAAUGGGUUUCUCCAUGCCAGAAACAUUGACCAGGUCCUCUGCAGCUUUAAACUAAAUGAUACACUCACUGUGGACGAGAGGCCGGCUGGAAUAGAAGAUACCUUCCUGCUCUGCCCUGCUCCUGUUGUAGAGGAGGUUGGGAGAGUAAUCUACCUGCAGGUGAGCAUGAACGAGGGCCUUUCCUACAUCACCAGCUCUGUUCACAUCACCACUACAGAGUGUUUUGACGGCACCAUUGUGCUGGUGUCGUUGCUGGCUGUGUUCCUGCUGUUGGCUCUGCUGCUGAUGUGGUGGUUCUGGCCUCUGUGCUGCACUUUGGUGAUCAAAGAACCUCCACCACCUCCUCCCCCAGAGCCAGACUCAGAUGAUGAAGACGGGAUGCCAAAGAAGAGGUGGCCCACGGUGGAUGCGUCCUACUAUGGAGGAAGAGGAGUGGGUGGCAUCAAACGCAUGGAGGUGCGAUGGGGGGAGAAAGGGUCCACUGAGGAAGGCGCAAAGCUGGACAAACCUAAAAAUGCAGUAGUAAAAAUGCCGGAGCAAGAAUUUGAACCGUAUGAGCCAAAGCCUCGAAAACCACCACGUCGCCGCCCACUGCAGAGGAAGUGGUACUCCCCCAUUCAGGGGAAGCUAGAUGCUCUGUGGGCUCUGGUCAGGAGAGGUUACGACCAGGUAUCUCUGAUGAGGCCACAGCCGGGAGAUGAGGGUCGCUGCAUUAGUUUUCAGCGGGUCAAAGACGGGGAGUCCAGCCCAAACCACCAGGCUCCUCCUCACCCACAACACUCCCCCCUGCCGCCGCCUCCUCCUCCCUCUCCUCCUCCUCCGCCCGCCGAACAGCGACCUCUGGUCUCCAACUCGGUGCCCCGUACAAAGCCUCCGUCGAGGGGGCCCCGCACCACGCCGCCUUCCCGAGCACCCCCUUCCGUGGUCCAACUACCUCCAGGUCCACCCCCAGCUCGGGCACCCACAGGGCCCCCGGGACCCCCGCCAUCUCGACCCCCGCCAAGGCUCUGACGAAGAAAAGGGGGCCGUCGAUAAACAACUUGAUACAUCAACUCAUUGCAUGAAUCACCCUUGUACUUCUUUCACUGCAGAGACAACAGAGGCCAGGAGCUCUGUGCUUUGUUGCUGGACAGCAAAAAACUAUUUAGCGGAUACCAAAAUCAGCUUUUAGAGCCCCCAAAAUAAAUAACAUUCAACAACAAACUAGCUUGAUUAAAAAUGCAUGUAGAGUAUUAUAUUGUGACUUAAGUGGUGCAAUCCUGCGAUCUGGGUGGAAAAUACCCCAAAUAAAGGAGCUGAGAAUUAGAUUGUGGUGCUUUCUGUACGAGUGAUGCAGGUAAAUAGUUUGCUUUGGGUUGGUAGAGAUUAAUGUCGAGCAAGGACACGGCGAAAAAUACAGCAUGUAGUGAAAGACGAGAUCAGCGACGUCGGUCAUGUUUCGGUUUGCAAAUGUACACAAAUCCCCCCCAAAUUAAUUUGUCAAUGUUCAGUGGUUUAAUUGCAACUGCAGGGCAGUUUCUUCAAAUUAUUUAUUAUAGUAAAAUCUCCAUCUGCAUCGGUUUUGUAUUCCGUGUCAAGCGGCUUUCUGGGUUCUCAAUUCUUUGGGGGAGGGUAUCAAGAUGGAUAUAAAGCAGCAUUUCUGUGGUGACAUCAGAUGUAUUUGUGCUUAUUUGGUUCCUGGUUAUCAGGUGGAAGAUUGCAUUGCACAUCUGUUGCAUUGCAUUUACUGACUGAAAUGAUAAUUUGCAUUAUUUCAUUAUUAACUUUUUGUGGCUGCCUUCAAUAAACUAAAUGUUUUUCUAUCGGAAGCUUUGCUGGGAUUUCUUUCAUGGUCAUGAAAAGUGUUAAGUUUGGUAAUGUAUUUCAAGAGGACAUUUUGCAUCGUCAUACAGUGAAUCAGCGUAGAAAUAUGUUAGGGUCACUGCUACAGACAC
This is a messenger RNA of Pungitius pungitius (ninespine stickleback), 2837 nucleotides long. RefSeq names its product ANTXR cell adhesion molecule 1d (gene antxr1d). The record is from RefSeq and is a predicted model, not a curated record. Gene Ontology annotation, cellular component: plasma membrane; cell surface. Lineage: Eukaryota; Metazoa; Chordata; Actinopteri; Perciformes; Gasterosteidae. The transcript is spliced from 18 exons. Bases 175 to 1914 code for a protein of 579 amino acids. Gene Ontology annotation, molecular function: transmembrane signaling receptor activity.